Molecule: messenger RNA, 1725 nt
Organism: Alternaria burnsii
Lineage: Eukaryota; Fungi; Ascomycota; Dothideomycetes; Pleosporales; Pleosporaceae
Product: splicing factor u2af 65 kda subunit
Exons: 5
Coding region: 1-1725 (574 amino acids)
Biological process (GO): mRNA processing
Cellular component (GO): commitment complex; U2AF complex; U2-type prespliceosome
Molecular function (GO): pre-mRNA 3'-splice site binding; poly-pyrimidine tract binding
Source: RefSeq, a predicted model, not a curated record
AUGAACGGCGAUAGCUAUUCCAGAGACGGUGGCCGACAGAGCGGAUCGCGGAAUUACUCCUCGAGAGAUGACCAUCGCGAUCGCGGCGACCGCGGCGACCGGGGUGGCGACAGGCGGCGACGUCGUUCACGCUCUCCCCGCCACGGCGGAGGCUCCCGCCGCGACUACGAGGUAGACACGUAUUCUUCCAGCCGCGACUACCGUGAGCGCGAACGCGAGGACACAUACGCACGUCGAGAACGUCGCGAUGACCGGGGCGAGCGGGGAGGGGACCGAGGUGGCUGGGGCGACUCGUACUCGAGACGCGACCGACCUCGAGGAGACCGCGACCGCGAUGACGACCGCGGCCACCGAAGAGAACGUGGAGACCGCAAUGAGAGAGGCGGCGACCGAUUUGGCGGCGAGGACCGCAGAGGUGGACGGGGAGGACGCGAUGGAGGCUUCGGUGGCGGACGUGAUAGGGCGCGUCAGGCAAAGGAAGACUCUCCGCCCUUCAACAAGCCGCGCGAGGCUACGCCGGAUCUUGCCAGCUUCACAAACAUCCAGAAGCGCCAGCGUCGCAUGACCCAAUGGGACAUCAAGCCUGCAGGCUACGAAAACAUCACGGCAGAGCAGGCUAAGCUGUCGGGCAUGUUUCCAUUGCCCGGUGCCCCCCGCGCUGCGCCCAUGGACCCGUCUAAGCUGGCUGCCUUCAUCUCGCCCUCUUCCGGAACUGCCACAGCUGCCGCUCUCGCAACAUCAGCCGCCAAGCAAUCCAAGCGCCUCUAUGUCCACAAUCUGCCCUCGGGCUGCACUUCUCAGGAGAUCAUGGAGUUCUUCAACAACCAGCUCAACGGUCUCAACGUCGUGUCCGGAAACGACCCGUGCCUGUCAGCCCACAUUGCUACUAGCAAGGAGUACGCUGCGCUAGAGUUCAAGGCACCCGAAGAUGCGACCCUUGCUUUGGCUAUGAAUGGAAUCUCUAUGCGCGACGACGGAGGAGCUCCCGACAGGUCGGGUCUGUCCAUCCGCCGCCCCAAGGAUUACAUUACUCCCUCUGCCGAUGAGAACGCAUACCCACCUGGCGACGAGAUUUCCUCUGUUGUCAAGGAUAGCCCUAACAAGCUGAGCAUCGUCAACAUUCCUACCUACAUUGAAGAGGAGCAGAUUCGAGAACUCGUAGAGACUAUGGGCAAGCUGAAGGCUUUCACCCUCGUCAAGGACACCGGCACCGAUCAGCACCGCGGUAUCGCAUUCUGUGAGUACGCGGACAACGGAGUCAUCGAUGCUGUCAUCGAAGGUCUAAACGACAUCCCGCUUGGUGAUGGCAACCUCAAGGUUUCACGUGCCACUGUCGGACUUCAGCAAACGACUGGUCUCGAUGGUGGUGUUGGUGCCAUCUCCAUGUUGGCAGGAGCCAGCGCGGCCGAGAACCAUGAGCACAGCCGUGUCAUCUGCUUGAUGAACAUGGUCACCUCGGACGAGCUUCUGAAUGACGAGGAAUACGAAGAAAUCAAGGAAGACAUCGAAGAAGAGUGCGGCAAGUACGGACCCAUCGUUGAGACCAAGAUUCCCCGUCCCGCCGGUGCCCGCGUCAACCUCGGUGUUGGCAAGAUUUAUAUUAAAUACAAGGACACCGAGUCUGCGCAAAAGGCCAUCAAGGCACUUGCUGGUCGCCAGUUCUCGCGGAGAACCGUUGUUGCGACCGAGUUCUCCGAAGAAGGCUUCGACGUCGAUGCCUGGUAG